UCAGAUCCAGGCAAAAAUGGCAGGGAGGGUGAGGCGCUCUGCUAACACCAUCAAUUAUGCAUCGUGUUGAACGUAGCUUCGGGGAGGAGGCGGCUGGUAGAGGGUGUGCAGGAAGGAAGGGUCCGCGGGAGCCGGUCCGCGCGCUGCCCAGCCGGCCCCACUCCAGGCCUGCCUCUGCCACAGUCUGGGGAAGCAAAAAGAGUGUAAAGGCAAAGACACGCCCCCACCCCUUCCGUCGUGCGCCUGUCCUUCCCCAAAUUCCUCAAAGACGGUUUGUCUCACGUGUUGCGGGACGUAAAAGCGGCUCGCAUUCAAUUAGCGGCGAAGCUCACCGGCCCUGGCAGGACCCACGCGUGAGGAAGCUCCAACAGAUGUGGGAAGCGCCCUUGGGCUGUCGUCCUGGCUCCGCGAGUGUGGAGAAGGGGUUGUAGCCUGAGGGCAGCGCGCCGAGAACCAGCGAGCAGCGGGAUCCGCGAUGAUGCCCUUGCGGUCCCUGUGGCUGGUCUGGGCACUGCUAGGAGUGGCCGGCGCGUGCCCAGAGCCGUGUGCCUGCGUGGACAAGUACGCCCACCAGUUUGCCGACUGCGCCUACAAGGAGCUGCGAGAGGUGCCGGAAGGGCUGCCGGCCAACGUGACCACGCUUAGUCUGUCGGCCAACAAGAUCACGGUGCUACGGCGCGGGGCCUUCACCGAUGUCACGCAGGUCACGUCGCUGUGGCUGGCUCACAACGAGGUGCGCACGGUGGAGCCGGGCGCGCUAGCUGUGCUGAGCCAGCUCAAGAACCUCGACCUGAGCCACAACCUCAUAUCCAACUUCCCAUGGAAUGACCUGCGAAACCUGAGUGCUCUGCAGCUGCUCAAAAUGAACCACAACCGCCUGGGCUCGCUGCCCCGGGACGCACUCGGUGCGCUGCCAGACCUGCGCUCCCUGCGAAUCAACAACAAUCGGCUGCGCACACUGGCUGCCGGUACCUUCGACGCGCUCGGCGCACUGUCACACCUGCAACUGUAUCACAACCCCUUCCACUGCGGUUGCAGCCUUCUGUGGCUGCAGGCCUGGGCCGCGAGCACCCGGGUCUCCUUACCGGAGCCCGACUCCAUCGCGUGCGCCUCGCCUCCCGCGCUGCAGGGGGUACCGGUGCACCGCCUGCCCGCCCUGUCCUGUGCACCGCCCAGCGUGCGUCUGAGUGUGGAGCCGCCGCCUGAGGCGCCCGGCAGCCCCCUGCCCUCUGGCCUGGCGCUCAUGCUACACUGCGUCGCGGAAGGACACCCCACACCGCGCCUGCAAUGGCAACUUCAGAUUCCGGGUGGUACCAUAGUCUUAGAGCCGCCAGUCCUGAGCGGGGAGGACGACAGGGACGAUACGACAGGAGAGGAGGAAGGAGAUGGGGACGGGCCGACGCCGACGGAAGCCCCAACCCCCACUCCGGCACCGGCUUGGCCCGCGCCCCCAGCCACCCCGCGUUUCCUGGCCCUCACAAACGGCUCCCUGCUGGUGCCCUUCCUGAGUGCCAAAGAGGCUGGCGUCUACACAUGCCGUGCCCACAACGAGCUGGGCGCCAACUCCACGUCAAUACGGGUGGCAGUGGCGGCGGCCGGGCCUCCAAAGCAUGCUCCAGGAGCAGGGGGAGACCCCGAUGCGCAGGCCCCAACCUCCGACCGCAAGUCCACUGCCAAAGGCCGCGGCAACAGCGUCCUACCCUCCAAGCCCCAGGGCAAAAUAAAAGGCCAAGGGCUGGCCCGGGUUAGCAUCCUCGGGGAGACGGAGGAAGUGCCCGAGGAGGAGGAGGAGGCAGGUGAGGCAGAGGUGGUGGAAGACCAGGUCACAGAGGAUCCCGUGGCGGAGAAGCGCUGUGGCCACGGGGACCCCGCGCGGUACGUGUCCAACCACGCGUUCAACCAGAGCGCGGAGCUUAAGCCGCACGCCUUCGAGCUGGGGGUCAUCGCCCUGGACGUCGCGGAGCGCGAGGCGCGGGUGCAGCUGACGCCGCUGGCGGCGCGCUGGGGCUCGGGGCCGGACGGGGCUGUGGGGGGCGGGCGGCGGCGGCCGCUCCGCCUGCUCUAUCUUUGCCCGGCGGGGGGCGGCGCAGCGGUGCAGUGGUCCCGCGUGGAGGAGGGCGUUAACGCCUACUGGUUUCGCGGCCUGCGGCCCGGCACUAAUUACUCCGUGUGCUUGGCGCUGGCCGGCGAGGCCUGCCACGUGCAAGUGGUGUUCGCCACCAAGAAGGAGCUGCCCUCGCUGCUGGUUAUCGUGGCUGUCAGCGUGUUCCUCCUGUUGCUCGCCACCGUGCCCCUGCUGGGCGCCGCCUGCUGCCACCUGCUGGCCAAGCACCCGGGCAAGCCCUAUCGUCUUAUCCUGCGGCCGCAGGCUCCCGACCCCAUGGAGAAACGCAUCGCCGCCGACUUCGACCCGCGAGCCUCCUACCUAGAGUCAGAGAAAAGCUACCCCGCAGGCGGCGAGGCGGGCGGCGAGGGGCCAGAGGAGACCCCCGGGGAGGACCCUGACGAAGACGCAGAGCAGGGUGACCCAAGCGGGGGCCUGCAGAGGGAGGAGAGCCUGGCGGCCUGCUCGCUGGUGGAGUCCCAGUCCAAGACCAACCAAGAGGAGUUCGAGGCGGGCUCCGAGUACAGUGACCGGCUGCCCCUGGGCGCCGAGGCAGUCAACAUCGCGCAGGAGAUUAACGGCAACUACAGGCAGACGGCCGGCUGAGCCCGGGGCGGCUCGGCCCGCCCCUUCCCAUCCCCCACCUUGGGUGCCAGGGACCAGAAGCCCAGGGCUGGCAGGACUCACGCCCCUCCCAACUGCCGCUCACUCCGCCUCCUUAUCACACCGCAAUCUGACUACCGGGGGUUUCUAGUGCGAGUGGGACGGUUUCACCAGUUCCCCUGCCACCCACGACGGCUAUUGUUCUGAGUCCCCCUCCACGGAAAGCACAGUUACCGCUUCUCCCUUCCCUAUAAGACAGCUCGCGCGGACCGUGAAUCGGAAUCCUUGCGGCUCCCCUCCCAUCUGCAUCCCAUCUUUAUUGUUGUUUGCAAAAUCCGCCCCACAGCCCGCCACAGGCUCUGGAGCCAAAGCAAAUGGGGGACGUUGUAAACAUACGGUGGUAAUGCUGUGGCUCGGGGGUCAGCCCGGGACCUGCAGCAGGUGUCCCUACCGUGGAGAGCCCUGGGGUUCCGCUUCGACCCCCUACUCCGCCUUUUCCUGGGUGCAAGUCCCCAAAGCCAGGAAUCAGCAGCAACUGUCUAGUUUUUAGUUUCACAGCCUCCUUACCACUGGGAACCAAAGCCCUUUUGUCCCCCGACCCCCACCCCCCUGCUCCGCUCUGACCCGCUGGAGCAGAGCCCGGUGCCUGCGGCUCCGGUCAGCCGCCCCGCGCUCCGGUUUUCAUAUUUUCGUUGUUUUCAAAGGCAGCGACACUCUGGGUCUGGUGCUAACACACCCUUCCCAGCCUCUGGGAAAACUGGGUGUGGCGGGAAGAGGCGAGGCGAAUCCAUUUUCUCUUUCCCUCUCUCCUAACUUAAGGCGCCGCGGAACCGCGCGCCCUUUUUCUGCCGAGGGUGCGGACUUGGUCCCCGGCCAAUUUCGCUGCGGAUGAGUUGGGGUUUCCGGAGAUCCGUGCACCUGGCAGCUCCGCUUCCGCUGCUGCAAAUGACCCAGACCUCGGCUGGGAAGGCGCCCGGGGCGCAGGAAGCCAGCUGCGGCCUCCCAGGCCCAGUCUCUCGUGGAGGCUUGCGCCCUAGUUCGCACAAAGCCUGAGUGUGACCCAGCGGCGGGAUCCGGACGCCCCCGAGUCCUCGGGGCUCCCCGCCCCGCCCAGCCCCGCCCCUCCUUCCGUCAGAAUAAUAUUUGCCUGGCGCGAAGUCCUAGACUAGCGUGCUCUGUAGGAGAAAAGUCUGUGUCCUGUAAAGUAUGACCGU
Manis javanica (Malayan pangolin) is the source of this 3921-nucleotide messenger RNA. RefSeq names its product immunoglobulin superfamily containing leucine rich repeat 2 (gene ISLR2). Gene Ontology annotation, molecular function: protein binding. Lineage: Eukaryota; Metazoa; Chordata; Mammalia; Pholidota; Manidae. Gene Ontology annotation, cellular component: cell surface. The record is from RefSeq and is a predicted model, not a curated record. Gene Ontology annotation, biological process: positive regulation of axon extension.